Messenger RNA from Neoarthrinium moseri, 966 nucleotides. RefSeq lists its product as uncharacterized. Gene Ontology annotation, molecular function: manganese ion binding; arginase activity. Lineage: Eukaryota; Fungi; Ascomycota; Sordariomycetes; Amphisphaeriales; Apiosporaceae. The coding region runs from base 1 to 966 and encodes 321 amino acids. The transcript has a single exon. Gene Ontology annotation, cellular component: cytoplasm. The record is from RefSeq and is a predicted model, not a curated record.
AUGUCACGAUCGAUAUCUAUUACCUAUGUGCCUGCGGAUUGCGGGUCCAUCAUCCCAGGAAAAUCCAAAGCGCCCAAAGCUUUCCAAGAUGUGGGCAUCGUGAGGAAACUACGAGAUGCAGGCCUCUCUUCCGUCUCGGAGCACCACCCUCUAGACUCGCCGGCGACAUACUCGGUAGCCACGUGCGCCCCGGGCGGCAUUCGCAAUGAAGAUAUCAACAUCGAAGUCUGUAAGCGUGUAUAUAGCAUGAUCACGCAAAAUCUGACCUCAUCUUCCACAUCGCCCCAAUUCCAGCUCAUCCUCGGCGGCGAGUGCUGCAUGUUACCUGCCAUUCUCUCCGCCUUCUGGAAGCAUGCAAGCCUGCAGUCACCUCCAAUUCGUGUCGGCCUGGUCUAUGUUGAUGCUGAUACCGACCUCGCCUCUCCAGCGAAUGCAGAUUCCACAGGAAUCUUCGCUGGCAUGAAUAUGACGCACCUCGUCCGGGCCCCCGGCGCGCUGCAGGUCAUGGAGCAGUUCUCCCGUGCGUCCGGGGAGCCCGUCUGUGACGCCUCCAACACGGUACUGUUCGGCACCAAUGUAUCCUGGCCGGCCAACAAGCGUGAGCACUUCGAGUACCUCCUAGAUAGGAACUUCAAGGUUCUCAGCUCGGCGUCUGUGGCGCGCGAGCCGGAACAGCGCGCCAGAGAAGCGCUGGACUACCUUGAGGACAAGGUCGAUGUCAUUAUGGUGCACCUGGACGUGGACAGUAUCGACCCGCGCAUGUUUCCACUCCCCAACGUACCGAAUUACACCGGGGUAACGUUUGAGCAGAUGAUGCGGGCAUUGGGAGUCUUCCUAGGCAGUCAGAAGGUUGGGGGACUGACCGUGGCCGAGGUCAAUCCGGACCACGACCCGGGGUUGCAGAUGGUGGAGAGGUUGACCGAUCAGAUUGUAGAAAUGCUAGCCGCGAGAGGUAUGAAGGGGUAG